This is a messenger RNA of Aspergillus japonicus CBS 114.51, 1180 nucleotides long. Its product is annotated as putative Coatomer subunit epsilon. The transcript has 5 exons. The coding region runs from base 1 to 972 and encodes 323 amino acids. Gene Ontology annotation, biological process: retrograde vesicle-mediated transport, Golgi to endoplasmic reticulum; intra-Golgi vesicle-mediated transport; endoplasmic reticulum to Golgi vesicle-mediated transport. Gene Ontology annotation, molecular function: structural molecule activity; protein binding. The record is from RefSeq and is a predicted model, not a curated record. NCBI's taxonomy places the organism in Eukaryota, Fungi, Ascomycota, Eurotiomycetes, Eurotiales, Aspergillaceae. Gene Ontology annotation, cellular component: COPI vesicle coat.
AUGGAUCCAUUCUCAGCAGAAGGCGGUAUGUUCCUCGACCCAAUUGCACAUGCAAUGCCCGCCUCACCCUCAAGCUCCUCAUCCAUCCCCCGCAACCCGUUCUUGAAAUUAAUCAACAUCCACAAUGCCUUCCACCAAGGCCAAUACCCCGCCGUGCUCGACUUCGACACGUCGGCCCUCUCCCCGGAGAACCAGCUGCCCGCCCGCGUCCUGCAGCUCUGCGCCCAGAUCGCUCUGGGCCAGGCCGCCGCCGUCCUGGCCGACCUCGCCGGCGCGGACGAGGGGAACCCCGACCUGGCCGCGGUGAAGGCCCUGGCGCAGCACGCGGCCGGCGACGGCGCCGCGGCGGCCACCCUCGCGCAGGACCUCGCCGAGAACUUUCCCGAUCACGCGAGCGUGCAGGUCCUGGCCGGCACGGUGCUGCAGGCGCAGGGGCGCAGCGAGGAGGCGCUGGCGCUGUUGGCGAAGCAUCAGGGGAAUCUGGAGGCCGUCGCCUUGAUCGUGCAGAUCCACCUCCACCAGAACCGCUCCGAUCUCGCCCUGAAAGAAGUGCAGGCCGCCAAGCGCUGGGCGCAGGACUCGCUGCUGGUGAACCUGGCGGAAUCCUGGGUGGGGUUGCGAGUCGGCGGCGAGAAAUACCAAGCAGCCUUCUACGUCUACGAGGAACUGGCCUCGGCGCCCAGCACGGCCGCACCGCUGUCGAUCGUCGGCCAGGCCGUCGCCGAGCUGCACCUGGGCCGCCUGCCCGAGGCGGAGGCGGCGCUGUCCGCCGCGCUGGAGAAAUACCCCGACGAGGCCGAGGUGAUCGCCAACGCGAUCGUGUUGAAUGUUCUGGCCGGAAAAUCGGCGGAGGAGUUGGAAUUACGUCUUCAGCAGACGCACCCGUCGCAUCCGCUGUUAAGCGAAAUUCAGGAGAAGAGUGAGCUCUUUGAUGCUGCGGCGGCCAAGUAUGCCCCGAGGGUGGCGGCCUAGGUUGAUGCCGGGCGCUGCUGUGUUUUGACUAUGCAUUUUUUUUUCUUUCUCGUUUUGUCCAAAGUCUACAUUUAGUAUCACCCUCUAGCGCAACGUUGCUCUCUUUAUGAUGCAUUGAUACGCCGGCAUAGCUUUCGUACGACCAGUAAUAUUAAGCGAUGUCUUGAUACUUCCGACUGCUUUUUUGUGCCUAGAGAAAUUCAUAAAG